CUUUCCUGCUCUCAGUCUCCUCUCCUGCUGCUCCAUUCUCUUAUCCCUCCUUCCCACUCUCUGAUUUCCCUCCUCCUCUCUGCCUCUCCUUCUCUUCCUCUUACACGCGGACGCACAAUCUUUCCCCCCCCCGCGCUCUCCUUCCGCAGUCUCCCUCUCCCGGUAUCCGGCAGCCUCUGUGACGAGCAGCCUCCCUCGCCCGUGGAUCCCUUCACUUGAGUAAUUAGCCUUGAAGUGCUGUUGAAGAUCAUCAUAUUUAGCUCGGCGACCCAGCGGCGGAGUGCAGACAGAUAUAGACUAGGCUGGCUGGAGGCAGGGUGCCUGGCAGCGGGCACGCUCUCUAUCUCUCCCCAUUCACACUCGGCGCCGGGGGCUUCUCGGUGACGGCGCGGCGGAAGUGAGGGGUGGCGUUGCUUGGAAAGAGGCGAGGAGGGGAAGCGAGAACGACGCGGGGCUGGAAGCGCGGCGCACACACACGCACACACACACACACACACGCAGGAUGAGAGUCCGCGGCGGCAGCACAUCGUCCUAGAGACGGAGACGCGCACGGAGAACCGGCAGCAUCCGUCGCUCGCAGCCCGCACAGAUUUAAGAUGAUGGACAGCCGGCUUUCGGCUCCGAGGAGGGUGACGAGGAGUCUCCCUGCGGAGCGGAGCCAGCAGAAAACCAGCACCUACAUCGUGCCCUGCUUCCUCUUUGUGGAGCUGGUCAUCAUGGCAGGGACCGUUCUGUUGGCGUACUACUUUGAAUACACGGACACCUUCCCCGUGCACAUCCAGGGCUUCUUCUGCUUCGACAAAGCCUACUCCAAGCCAUAUCCAGGACCGGAGGACAACAGCAAGGCACCGCCCGUCCUCGUCUACUCCCUCGUCACCGCCAUCCCCACCGUGACAAUCCUGAUCGGGGAAGUGACCAGCUUCUUUGUGAAGACGGAGGGGGCUCAGGAGAAGACCAUCGUGACCGCUGACUGCUGUUACUUCAACCCCCUCCUUCGCAGGAUCGUUCGAUUUCUGGGCGUCUACUCCUUCGGCCUCUUCACCACCACCAUCUUCGCCAACGCCGGUCAGGUGGUGACGGGGAACCAGACGCCCCACUUCCUGUCGGCCUGCAAGCCCAACUACACGGCUCUGGGGUGCCAGUCCCCGCUGCAGUACAUAGCGGAGCGCCGGGCCUGCACGGGGAACCCCUACCUGGUGGCGUCCGCCCGCAAAUCCUUCCCCUCCAAGGACGCAGCGCUCAGCUUUUACUCAGCCGUCUACACGGUGAUGUACGUGACUCUGGUGUUCAGGACCAAAGGCACGCGUCUGACCAAGCCCACGCUGUGCCUGCUCCUCCUGUCUCUGGCCGUGCUGGUGGGGGUGGUGAGGGUGACGGAGCACAGGAGCCACUGGAACGACGUCCUGGCCGGGUUCGUCACCGGAGGAGCCAUUGCUGCGUUCCUGGUGUCGUGUGUGAUUAACAACUUCAAGCCGGCUCAGAGGGCGUCGCCGCCGCCGCCGCCUCCUCCUCCUCCGCCUCCACAGCGCCCGGACCCCUUCGCCGGCGUCCCCCUCCUCAGCUUGCCUCGCGUAGAGAGUCCACUCGAAAAGCUUCAGGGCUACCGUAUUCUGAGAUCACAUGACCAUCAGCCAAUCCCGCCCCCCACCCCUCCCGAUGUGCUCCUUCCCUCGCGGCGGUGCCUCACCAGCGCAGUCUAGACCUGCCCUCCGAGUGCCCCCUGCCGUGCCCCGCCCACCCCGAAGGCCGACAUCCUCUCCGCCGAGUCAAAUCCACGCAGGUGUGAAGGUCCACCCGUCCCGGGCGUGCGAGCGGAGGCCUCGCCAAAGCCAGAGCUGCUGAAGCAAUACUGUGUUUUUUUUCCUAUGACCUUUUUAACACAAAAAAACCCAACGAUGACUUUAAACACUGCUGGUUGGUGACGCGUUGAUCGAAGACUUGAGCGCGAAACUGAGGGUCGGGGGCGGAAGAGAAUCCCAGUUACAAGUGGAUCAUCCUCAGGACACUCAGGACAAUAAAUGGAAAACACACACACACACACACAGAACAACAUUAAAUAACAGAGACUUUUAUGUAAUCAAAAUGCAGGUCUAGUAUUAGAGUAGAGAUUUUUUCCUGUUCAUAAAAACAAAGUGCUCAUAAAUGGGAAGGCACUUUUGUAAAUGAUGGCACAGAUGAACCCAUGCGCAGUGAAUUGUGUUGUACAUUGUGUGUUUUGGGGGGCGUGGGUUUAAUAUCUUGUGUUGUGAGACGUGAUAGACGAGCGAUUUCUACACUCUAGAGUUGUGCUUGUGACCCCUCGAUUCAUCAGCGCCCUGAACUGCGGCGGGUUCAAAGGGCCCGUUUGUCUGCUGAGAGCUCAGGCGUGCGUUCACAUGUCUGCAGGUUCUGCCCAUGCGGUGAAGUAUUACUUUUAUUAUUUGAGUCACAGCGUGGAGGUCUCCGUCGUGUCAAAAUGAAUGAGCGGCGCUUACAUGAAUUUGCUGUUGUUUACGCAUCUGUCACAUGCAUUUUUCCAAAGUUAACCUGCUUCUGUCGCUAUCAUUCCCUCACAUCGACUCUAAAUCCGGUGGCACAGGCCAGAGUCGCACACAGAGGGGUGACGUCUCUGGGUUUUGUAUAGUUUUGUACAGUAAAUAGGUUUCUUUACACAAUAUAUACAACAUUAUCAUUCUGUUUAGCUCGUGCGCACAGCGUGAAGCGACCUGCUGCUGUCUAGUAGGAAGGAGUGUGUGUGUGUGUGUGUGUGUGUGUGUGUGUGUGUGUGUGUGUGUGUGUGUGUGUGUGUGUGUGUGAGAGAGAAACGGCUCUGAGUCACUACUAGCGUUGGUUCUGCUCACUUUCGAAAGACAGCGCGGGCAGCUUAUAUAAUGAGUCCUGUGAAGAUGGUUUUAUUAAGUGUGCGUAUGUGUGUGCUUUUCGAGGGGUACGUUUAUAAUGAGCACAUGGUUUGGCAGAAUCACUGUUAAUCGGUUUCCUACGUUAAACUGUCAGAGGUAGCUGCUAUAAUUACACACUUGUGCUUAUGUGUAACUGCAGGCCUUCAGAGGAGCCCUGCUGAGGCGUCGCCACGCCUGCUUUAGCAGAAGGUGCUCAUUAUAGCUCUUACUUUAUAUAGGAAAACUUCUCAGUCCGAUUUUUUUGUAAACAACUGAAGGGGUAGAGAAAACCGUAACUGUCUCAAUAGCGUUAUUUUCGUGUUCAAAUGUCUCUGUUUUGUAUUUAUUUACCAAAUAAACUGCAAUGAUCACACA
Molecule: messenger RNA, 3254 nt
Organism: Betta splendens (Siamese fighting fish)
Lineage: Eukaryota; Metazoa; Chordata; Actinopteri; Anabantiformes; Osphronemidae
Gene: plppr2b
Product: phospholipid phosphatase related 2b
Exons: 8
Coding region: 597-1700 (367 amino acids)
Biological process (GO): phospholipid metabolic process; phospholipid dephosphorylation; signal transduction
Molecular function (GO): phosphatidate phosphatase activity
Source: RefSeq, a predicted model, not a curated record